Molecule: messenger RNA, 1744 nt
Organism: Micropterus dolomieu (smallmouth bass)
Lineage: Eukaryota; Metazoa; Chordata; Actinopteri; Centrarchiformes; Centrarchidae
Exons: 11
Coding region: 87-1625 (512 amino acids)
Molecular function (GO): GTP binding
Source: RefSeq, a predicted model, not a curated record
AGCUGCAGCAGCAAUGGCCACCAGCAGUCUAGCCAGAUGUGCCACCUGUGACGCGCAGCAGCAGCUUUGAAUUCCUGCCACCUAACAUGUCUGAGCUGAGGGUUGUUCUGCUGGGGAACAACUGGUCUCAGAGGAGUUCAGUGGGGAACUUCAUACUGGGAGAGACUAAGUUCAACACUAAAGGAGAACCAGACAACUGUCUGAGAGUCAGAGGACGUUUGAAGGAGAAAGAAAUAGUUCUGAUCAACACACCUGAUCUGCUGCAUCCCAGGAUCUCACAACACAGACUGAGAAGACCUGUAGAAAGGUGUGUAAGACUUUCUGAUCCUGGACCUCAUGUGUUCCUGCUGGUUCUACAGCCUGAAGCCUUCGAUGAGAAAGGCAGACUGAGGCUGUGCACAAUCCUCAAAUAUCUCAGUGAUCGAUCAUUUGAUCACUCACUGGUGCUGAUAUCAACACCAAGAGACAAGAGUCCAGGUUUCAUGGAAAAAUACAUGAACCAUCCGACCUUAAAGGAGAUGAUCAGAAAAUGUUACUACAGGUUUCUGUGGAGGAAAAACCUUGAACUUCCAGAGCUGUUAACUCGCCUGGGUCAGGUUGCGAAAGAGAACAAUGGAGAGCAUCUGAGUUUAAGAGAGCCAGACAUGUCACACAUGAUGUUCAGCAGCAGCUUUGGAUUCAUGCUAUAUGAAAUCUCUCAGAUGAUGUCCUGUGUGGACGAAGCUGAUCUGCAACAUGAAAUCUCACAUCUUAAAGAGAUGAUGUCUGAGAUGUCUGACGUGAUGUUUGAGAUGAUGAUCAGUGGGUACGAAGAUGAGUGGCAACAUCAUAUGUUACUUAGCCGAGUGGCUAGAAUGUCUCGGGCAAUAUGGGUUUUGGACAAAAGUGAUCUGCAACAUCACAUCGCACAUCUUGAAGAGAUGAUGUCUCACAUGAUGUUUGAGAUGAUGAGGCAACCUCACAUGUUUCGUCAUCAAGAGCCAGAUGUGUCAUCUCUGACGCACAGCAGCAGCUUUGAAUUCCUGCCACCUAACAUGUCUGAGCUGAGGGUUGUUCUGCUGGGGAACAGCUGUGUUGAGAGGAGUUCAGUGGGGAACUUCAUACUGGGAGAGACUAAGUUCAACACUGAUGAAGAACCAGACGACUGUCUGAGAGUCAGUGGACAAUUGAAGGGGAAAGAAAUAGUUCUGAUCAACACCCCAGAUCUGCUGCUUCCCAGCAUCUUACAACAGAGUCUGAGAAGACCUCUAGAAAACUGUGUGAGACUCUGUGAUCCUGGACCUCAUGUGUUCCUGCUGGUUCUACAGCCUGAAGAUUUCACUGAGGAACACAAACUGAGGCUCUGCAGAGUCCUGAAACUCUUCAGUGAUCGAUCAUUUGAUCAUUCACUGGUUCUGAUAUCAACACCCAGAGAGGAGAGUCCAGGUUUCAUGGAAAAAUACAUGAACCAUCCGCCCUUAAAGGAGAUGAUCAGAAAAUGUCACUACAGGUUUCUGUGGAGGAAAAACCUUGAACUUCCAGAGCUGUUAACUCGCCUGGGUCAGGUUGUGAAAGAGAACAAUGGAGAGCAUCUGAACUUAAGAGAGGAAGAUAUAUCACACAGGAUGCUCAUCAGAAGAUCCUAGAUGACUGGAACAGAAACAGAGUUGAACACUUUCACAUUUGCUGGAGUGAUUGUUUCAGCCCACUGUUUGCAUGUGAUUGAAACAUUUGAUAAAAUGUCAUAUCGCAUGUCCUCAUUUAU